AUGCCUAAGGUGGAAUAUCUGGGUCGUAAGGUCUCUCACAAUGGACUGGAGACGAACCCGAAAGAUCUGUCGGCACUGAGUGAUCUACCAUUUCAAAGGAUCACUCAGAGCCAUGCAGUCAUUUUUGGGGACCGGUUCAUCGAAGACUAUGCGAUCUAUGCGUCAAUCCUGUAUGAAUUACGAGAAAUCGACUUUGCUGCGAUGAUGAAAGAGACCACCCAAGCACAGAUCCAACAAGUACUGGAAGCGGAGAAUGUGGAUCCAGGAUCACACGAAGGUCAAAUAAUCGACUACCAAAAGGUUUUGGAUCUGGAGGCGUAA
Messenger RNA from Phytophthora megakarya, 321 nucleotides. Lineage: Eukaryota; Oomycota; Peronosporomycetes; Peronosporales; Peronosporaceae. The record is from the annotation of a GenBank genome assembly.